Molecule: messenger RNA, 1013 nt
Organism: Anastrepha obliqua
Lineage: Eukaryota; Metazoa; Arthropoda; Insecta; Diptera; Tephritidae
Gene: Fkbp12
Product: peptidyl-prolyl cis-trans isomerase Fkbp12
Exons: 2
Coding region: 126-452 (108 amino acids)
Molecular function (GO): peptidyl-prolyl cis-trans isomerase activity
Source: RefSeq, a predicted model, not a curated record
UUCUCUACAAGAAUUUUCCGCAUUCUCAUUUUUUCACCGCCGCUGUUCGACACAAAUUGAGAGUCGGUUUUUAAGAGUAAAAAGUUGCACUAUUUAAUCUGAAAGAAAAAAAUAAAAUAGGCGAAAUGGGCGUGCAAGUUAUACCUAUUAGUUCCGGUGAUGGCAGCACAUUCCCCAAAACAGGACAGGUGGUCUCUGUGCAUUAUACCGGAACAUUGGACAAUGGCACUAAAUUUGAUUCUUCACGCGAUCGUAAUAAGCCCUUCAAGUUUACACUUGGUAAGGGGGAAGUAAUUCGCGGUUGGGAUGAAGGUGUCGCUCAACUAUCUGUAGGUCAACGCGCCAAACUUGUCUGCUCGCCGGACUAUGCAUACGGAAGUCGUGGACAUCCUGGAGUUAUCCCACCAAAUGCUACUUUAACUUUCGAUGUAGAGCUAUUGAAGGUUGAGUAACUUGGUCCACUUCUAAAUCAGUGUGGUAUAAUUAUUGAUUAUGAAUAAGAGUAGAGAAAAAAUGCGCAGAAAUGCGAGUUAGAAAUAGUAAAAUUACACAUUUAUCUCAAUUCAAUUAAAAACCUAUGGCUUACAUAUGUAUUUAACUAAAAACACAUUUAUCCAAACGCAAUGAGCGUGAAAAUACUAUGUACAAAAGAAAUACAAAUAGAACAGAAUGAUUCUUCUAAGGUUUAUAUAAAAAAUAAUGUUUGCGAGUAUUCGAAAUAUUUAGGUACAUGCUUAUAACGUACAAGCAAGGAAAUUGUACCAUUUUUAUUAAACGUAAUCAAAAAGUAUGGUUUUCGGAAAGAAUUUUCAUGGUAGAUAUGUUGGAAUCUUCAUUGAGUAUCUGAAAUGCAUUUAACGCACCAUAACAAAAAAUUUUACUAUUAAAUGUUCUUUUACUUGUAGUGUUAUAAAAUCCCGAUUUCUAUCUUGCUAACUGUAAUUAUUUCAAUGAUUAUAAGCAAAAAAUUAUACCAGUGUAGAAAGUUGAACAAAUAAAUUAAUGAAAACAUA